GCGGCAAUCGAUGGGAUCACUUCUUAGACAAUGUAACCCCUGUCGAUUGUGUGAAACAGGCGUUGCAACUCGACUUUGCGUUUCUUGAAAGCCACAUCAGCACUGCCGACUGGUGCCCGCCUUUAAAGGCCAGGGCGUGCUCAGACCACACCUGCGAGAGUUCCCCGAUCAGCUAUGGCCUCUGCGCUCUCCUCGCUGCAGAUAUCUCCACCGGCCCCUCCCCUGAGGACCCCUAGCGCCGCUUGCAGACACAUCUGCGACCCCAGCUCGGCCACUGGGAGGCCUAGGCAGCGAGGGACGGCCUGUCGCUCCACCUGCAGCUCGGCCGAUGAGGCGCCCAGACGGCUGCGGCGCUGCGUCUGCCGCUCUGCUCCUGAUGACCUGCCCGCCAGCAAUGCAGCCGUUGCGGACUGGGCGGCGCUCAGCUUCAAGGAGGUGGCACACACCAACCUCACCAAGGCCUGCCUGCUGAUAGCUCUGGAGGAGGAGGCGGCGGCGCAGGCGGCCUGCGCCGAAGCCGAGGGCCUGAGCGCCGACGGCGGCGCGCUGCUAGGGAGCGUGGGCGCCGCCUCCACCUGGAGCCUGGACCGCAUGCAGAGCCUGGCCGAGGAGGCCACCCGCGCCUUUUACGCCAACCUGCAAGAGCUGGGGGUGGCCGACGCAGUGCUGCUGGCCGCACAGCAGGAUGCGACCGACUCUGCUCUGCUCACGCUGCACAUUGACAUGGUCCGCAGCUAUCCCACACAGCUCAUCCUGGCCGUGAACCAUGUUCUCUACACCAGGCACGGCUACCGCCGGCGAAGGCAGCACGGCGACCCGCUGGACUCCCGCUUGAGCAACGUGCUGGAAAACGGCAAUGGCAGCCCCGGCUCGCUGGCGGUGCUGUAUCUGGAGCUGUGCUCGCGUCUCAGCCUGCCGCUGCAGCCGGUGGCGCUGGAGGGCGGCAGGUACUUUGUGCUCAUGCCCGCCGACGACAGCAUCAGCCUCAAGGUGGCGGGGGAGAGCAUCGUGAUUGAUCCCUACUCUGAGGGCAUGCUGCUGAGCGUCAGCGAGGUGAAGGAGCUGUUUGAGGUGCAGGGCGAGCUGCGGCCCUGCUACAACGCCGCCAUGCUGGCCGGCAUGCUCAAGGUGCUGUGCGACAGCUACUGGUGCAUCGCAGUGGGCUGCCCGCCGGAGCCCAUCUGGGCGGUUCCCAUUGCUAUAGAGGUGGCGCUGGGCGAGUACCGGGAUGUGGAGGUGGAGACGAGCAGCGGGGAGGACGAGGGCGGCGAGUACUUUAAGGUCAUCUUCACGGAGCCAGAGGCAGCGGGGCAGGCGAGUCUGGUGGUGGUGGUGGUGGUGCGCAGCGGCAGCCAGCAGUGGUGGCCGGCGCGAGGCCACCACCUGCAGCGGGCGCUGGCCGCGGCACAGAAGCGCGCCUGGCUGCUGCCAGAUGACCUGACCGCGCAGCUGGAGUUUGGCCUGCUGCUGUUCUUCGACAAGCAGUACGAGGAUGCGUGGCAGGAGCUGGGCUGCGUGCUGCAGGCGGCCAAGAGCGAGGCGGCGGCGCGGCCAGCGGUGCCCACAUUCGACCCAGAGGAUAUUGCAGGGCUGGAGGUGCUGGUGGAGAAGGCGCGGCUGAUGCUGGUGCUGGCCGAGCCCGCCGCCACCGAUUCAUAGCGCCGCAGGGCCGCAGCGGCUGUGCCUGUGACUUUCCUCUCCCUGCAAUCCCUUGCCGCACUUCGACCCAGUUUUGGCUACCCGUCCCUACGGCUGUGAACUGGCAGCAUCCCUUCCUGUACGUGAACCUGCCAUUUAU
Molecule: messenger RNA, 1798 nt
Organism: Chlorella variabilis
Lineage: Eukaryota; Viridiplantae; Chlorophyta; Trebouxiophyceae; Chlorellales; Chlorellaceae
Product: expressed protein
Exons: 9
Coding region: 175-1659 (494 amino acids)
Source: RefSeq, a predicted model, not a curated record